CCAAAAUUUUCUUACUGUUUCACCUUCUCAUAUUCAGUCAUGGAAUCGUCACUCUCUCUCUCAGUGCAUGGCCGAGAGAAACGAGAAAGAGAAGACACAGAAUCGGCUGAUCAAAAAGGCAAAGAAGCUAUAGAAAGUGCACUCUCAAUGGGUAUACACCUUCAUACCAAGGAGAAGAAGAUUACACGUGAUCUUCUUCCAUUGGCCCGAAGUUAUCAACUUGAAGCAUUGGACAAAGCUAUCCGAGAGAAUACCAUUGUGUACUUGGAGACUGGUUCGGGCAAAACUUUGAUAGCCAUCAUGCUUCUUCGCAGCUAUGCGCAUCACCUACGAAAGCCUUCUCCUUUCAUUGCAGUGUUCUUGGUUCCCCAAGUUGUGUUGGUCGCUCAACAAGCUGAAGUUGUGAAAAUGCAUACCGAUUUGAAAGUGGGUGUGUAUUGGGGAGAAAUGGGAGUGGACUUCUGGGAUGCAGCGACAUGGAAACAAGAAAUGGAUAAACACGAGGUGCUUAUCAUGACUCCUGUAAUAUUGCUCAAUUGUUUGAGGCACAGCUUUCUCAAACUGAAUAUGAUUAAGGUUUUGAUAAUGGAUGAAUGCCAUCAUGCUAGGGGUAAACACCCUUAUGCCCGCAUCAUGACUGAGUUUUAUCAUCACCAGUUACAAUCUGGUAGCUCUGACCUCCCUCGAAUUUUUGGUAUGACUGCAUCUCCAAUUAAGGCGAAAGUUGGAAAAUCUGAAUCAUCCUUGUCAGAGAAUAUUCGGAAACUAAUGACUCUAAUGCAUUCAAAGGUAUAUACAUGUGCAAGUGAAGCUGUCAUCACUGAGUUCAUACCAACGUCAACACCAAAAUUGAAGUUUUACAAUGACAAUGGAAAUCAAUUUGUAUUAUUUGAAGAAAUAGCGUCUAAGCUCAAGAUGUUAAAAAAUCAGCAUGAACUCACUCUAGAAAGUUCAGAUUUCACUAGAUCAGCUGCUGAGUCUGCACAAAAAAGAAUAACAAAGAUGUUUGAUGCUUUGAUAUUUAGUCUGGGCGAGCUUGGUGUUUGGUUGGCUUUGAAGGCUGCUGAUUCUUUAUCUUCUAGUGAAUUUGACUCGUUUUCAUGGGGACACUGUGGGGAUAAAGUUGCUAAAAACUUUAUUUUGGCCUGUAUAGACACACUAAAAAGUUACUUGCAAUGUGGUAAUGAUUCUACAGCCACUGAGAGAAAUGGUGAAAUCUUAAAUAUAAAUCUUUUGCUUGCAUUUCUAGCAUUAGUUAAUUUUCACACAAUGUUCUUUUCUUACUCAGAUGCUAAGUGGUCUAUUGGUGACAAUAUUAAAUUCGACUUGGAGAUGGGGCUGUUGACCUCCAAAGUUUGCUGUCUUAUAGACUCUAUACUUGAUUACAGGGUUUUGAGAGACAUGAGAUGCAUAAUUUUUGUUGAAAGGAUCAUUACCGCCAUUGUACUUGAAGAUUUAUUCAAUACCUUGCUUCCAAAGUACAAUAGCUGGAAGACUAAAUUCAUUGCAGGACACAACUUUGGAUUGAAAAAUCAGUCAAGGAAUAAACAGAAUGAAAUUGUGGAAGAAUUUCGAAUGGGAUUGGUCAACAUUAUUGUUGCAACAUCAAUUCUUGAAGAAGGCUUAGAUGUUCAAAGUUGCAAUUUAGUUAUUAGAUUUGAUCCAUCUCCUACAGUGUGCAGUUUCAUACAGUCCCGAGGCCGUGCUAGAAUGAAAAAUUCAGACUAUAUAUUAAUGGUUGAGAGAGGGGAUUCAGCUACACGUUCUCGACUUGAGAAAUACCUUGCUAGUGUGGAUAUUAUGAGGAAGGAGUCCUUGAGACAUUCUUCCCUUCCAUGCGACUCUUUUGAAGCUGAUGAAUUUGACAAGGAAGCUUAUCAUGUUGCAAGCACUGGAGCCAUUGCAAAUCUUAGUUCUAGCAUCAGUUUGAUAUACUUUUACUGCUCUCGCCUCCCUGCAGAUGGAUACUUUAAACCGACUCCAAGGUGGGACAAAGAAACUGGAACGUUGUGUCUUCCAAAGAGCUGUCCUCUGCAACCUAUUCGUGUAGUUGGUGACAAAAAACUCUUAAAGAAUAUCGCAUGCCUUGAAGCUUGCAAACAACUUCAUAAGAUAGGAGCUCUGACUGAUAAUCUUGUUCCUGAUAUUGUCAUUCAGGCAGCAGAGGUUGAAGAAUUUGGGAAUGAACCUUAUGAUGCUAUCCAACCAACUUACGUCCCAUUUGGAUUGGUAAAUUGUGUAUCAACUAAUAAUGACACAACAUACCAUUGUUAUUUGAUGGAACUCAGUCAAAAUUUUAGCUAUGAUCUCUGUGUGCAAGAUAUUUUUCUUGCUAUGAGAAUUGAGCUUGAUCCAGAAAUUGUGUGCUCCCCAUUUGAUAUGGGUUUUGACAGAGGUAGUGUGUCUGUAAAGUUAAAAUACAAAGGGACCAUGAAUCUUUCGCAAGAUGAGGUUCUUUUGUGUAAAAAUUUCCAGGUCACGUUGCUUAGAAUUCUGAUACAUCAUGAUAUGAACGAGUUGCCAAUUGGUUUGGACAAAAGCUAUCUGCAAGAUAAUGUUGGUAUUGACUAUCUUUUGCUUCCAGCUGUUUGGGAAGGGGAGAUACCACUUGUUAAUUGGUUAGCUAUCAAAUCUGUAAAUGCAUCUAAUAUUACGUGCAAGUGUCAUCAACCCCACAUUAGGACAAAAAGUGGUCUAGUUUGCACUUGUAAACUACAGGAUGCAUUGGUUUGCAAUUCCCAUGCUAGUGGUAAGAUUUAUUUCUAUAUCACCUCUGGUGUAAUGGAAUUAGAUGGAAACUCGCCUUUGGAACUAAGGGCCGGUGGAUUCACAACGUACAAAAAUUAUUAUGAACAACAUCACGGUAUAUCAUUGCAAUUUGAACAUCAGCAGCUGCUUAAAGCAAGACACAAUUUUCAGGCUAAAAAUUAUUGUGAUGGACGCCAACAGAGGAAAGAAGGAGAAGCAAGCAAGGCCUUUGUUGAAUUACCUCCUGAACUGUGUUCUAUAAUCAUGUCUCCAAUAAAAGAUAGUAUCAUUUAUACCUUCUCAUUUAUUCCAUCAAUCAUGCAUCGGAUUGAAUCAUUGCUUGGAGCUUUCAACUUAAAAAAGAUGCAUUUGGAUCAUUGCGCGCAGAAUGAAACUCAAAUAAUGAAGGUGUUAGAGGCAAUAACUUCUAAAAGAUGCAAGGAGUCCUUCCAUUACGAAUCUCUAGAGACUCUGGGAGAUUCUUUUUUAAAAUAUGCUGCGAGUCAGAAACUUUAUCAAACCUAUGAAAGUGACCAUGAAGGUCUGCUAAGUGUUAGAAGGGGAAAGAUGAUUUCUAACGCUGCACUCUGCAGGUUAGGCUGCAGUUCAGGCCUUCCGGGUUUCAUACGAAAUGAACCAUUUGAUCCUCAUUCCUGGAUAAUUCCUGGUGAUAAAUCUGGGAGUUUUAAAAUAGAAGAGUUGAUUAUCAAAGGGAAACAAAUUUAUAUUUCUGGAAAAAGAAAAUUAAAACGAAAGCUUAUCGCUGAUGUAGUUGAGGCACUAAUUGGUGCCUUCCUAAUCACUGGUGGUGAGAAGGCUGCAUUGUUGUUCAUGGAUUGGGUUGGUAUUAAAGUGAAUUUUAAUAAAGUACCCUAUGAGAGGAACUUUGACAUUCAACCAGAGAAACUGAUAAAUGUCAGCCAUUUAGAAUCACAACUAAAUUACUCAUUCCACGACAGUACUCUUUUAGUGGAAGCUCUGACCCAUGGUUCUUACAUGUUGCCUGAAGUUCCUAGAUGUUAUCAGAGACUAGAAUUUCUUGGAGAUUCAGUAUUGGAUUAUCUGAUUACUUGGCACUUGAACGAAAAAUAUCCUGGCAUGUCACCUGGGCAGUUAACUGACAUGAGAGCAGCUUCUGUGAAUAACGAUUGUUAUGCAUGGUCUGCCAUUAAGCAUGGUUUGCACAAACAUGUACUCCAUACCUCACCAGAACUGCAUAAGCAUAUUUCUAUAUCACUAAACAGUUUUGAUAAGUUGUCUUCAUCCUCAACUUUUGGGUACGAGUCAGAGACAUCAUUUCCUAAGGUGCUUGGAGACAUUAUAGAGUCUUUGGCUGGAGCGAUUCUAGUUGAUUCAGGAUACAAUAAAGAGGUUGUGUGGGAAAGCAUAAGGCCACUUUUGGAACCUCUUGUCACACCAGAUACAUUGAAGCUCCACCCCAUCAGAGAGUUGCAAGAAUUGAUACAAAAAAGAAAUUAUAAUAUUAUACAAAAGGAUGUGAAGCGAAAAGAUGGAGUGACCACUUAUAUAAUGGAGGUAGAAGCUGAUGGAAUCAUUCAUCACUAUGAAUAUCUCGGUCAUGCUCUUAAGGACACAGCCAAGAAGAUAGUCUACAAGGAAAUUUUGAAUUCCUUGAAGGAAGAAAAGUUAUAAUAGGAUUUGCUACACAACUUUUUAUUGAUUAACCGAUCAUUUAGGUUGAUGUGGAAAAAAAUAUUUUGGCACCUCUUACACUUGUUUGACACCUUUAUUUUCACUUAAAAAAAACUGGGUCAAAUGAGUGUAAGUGGUGUUGAUAUAUUAUUGCUUUUGUUGAUAUUUCAUUAGUUUUUCAAAGGUUAAAAUAUUCCUCU
Vigna angularis (adzuki bean) is the source of this 4601-nucleotide messenger RNA. Its product is annotated as endoribonuclease Dicer homolog 2. Gene Ontology annotation, biological process: siRNA processing. Bases 40 to 4401 code for a protein of 1453 amino acids. Gene Ontology annotation, cellular component: nucleus; cytoplasm. The record is from RefSeq and is a predicted model, not a curated record. The transcript has 22 exons. Gene Ontology annotation, molecular function: protein binding; RNA binding; ribonuclease III activity. Lineage: Eukaryota; Viridiplantae; Streptophyta; Magnoliopsida; Fabales; Fabaceae.